Cygnus olor (mute swan) is the source of this 2764-nucleotide messenger RNA. RefSeq names its product Ras association domain family member 2 (gene RASSF2). The record is from RefSeq and is a predicted model, not a curated record. Lineage: Eukaryota; Metazoa; Chordata; Aves; Anseriformes; Anatidae. Gene Ontology annotation, biological process: positive regulation of protein kinase activity; positive regulation of JNK cascade; signal transduction. Bases 278 to 1339 code for a protein of 353 amino acids. The transcript has 11 exons. Gene Ontology annotation, cellular component: nucleus; cytoplasm.
GGCCCCGCCGUUAGGGGCGGCACCACGCGGUGGCGGAGCGGUGGCGGAGCAGCGCGGAGCGGGGCCGGGACGGAGCUAAACAAUUGGGCUGGCGAACAAUAGCAGCGCUGGAAAACAAUGGAGCUGCUGCACCUUCACGCUUAGCACGGCCGCUCAGAAGAAAUCCCAGCUCGAAAACAGGGCCUGGGCCAGAGUCGUCCCUGCGCCAUCACCACUGCAUGAGCAACGCGCAGCCGGGAUCUGCCAGGACGGGUUCUCAUGAAAGAGGAGCGUGAGGAUGGAUUACGGCGGCUGUGAAUACCUGGUCCCUUGUGGAAAAGACAAAUACAUCUCCAAAAAUGAGCUGCUGCUGCACUUGAAGACAUACAACAUCUACUACGAAGGGCAGAAUUUGCAGCUGCGGCACCGGGAGGAGGAAGGCGAGCUCAUCGUUGAGGGGCUGCUGAACAUCUCCUGGGGUUUGCGGCGGCCCAUCCGCCUGCAGAUGCAGGAUGACAACCAGCGCAUCCGCCCACCGCCCUCCUCCUCCUCCUGGCACUCGGGCUGCAACCUGGGAGCGCAUGGGUUGGUGCUGAAGCCCAGCAUCUUGCCAGACAUCCAGGUUACAGAUGUGGAUGCCACAAUGAACGCGGAGGGCACCGGUAGCAGCACUGGUGCUGCGAGGCUGCAGCCAGAGGAGCCGCCGCAGCUGCUGCGGACACGGAGCGAUGUGGGCGUGCGUCACCGGGGCAGCGCCCGCACCCCCAGCGAGCAGCGGCGCAUCCGCCGCCACCGCUUCUCCAUCAACGGGCACUUCUACAACCACAAGACAUCAGUGUUCACACCGGCGUACGGCUCCGUCACCAAUGUCCGGAUAAACAGCACGAUGACGACCCCGCAGGUCCUCAAGCUGCUGCUCAACAAGUUCAAGAUCGAGAACUCAGCGGAGGAGUUCGCGCUGUACAUUGUCCACACCAGUGGAGGUGAGGCUGCAGGAAAGGCCCAGCUCUGGGAUGGCCAAGCCUGCUGGUGGCCUUGGUGGUGUAAAACUGGUGCUGUUGUCAUUACAGAAAAGCAGAAGCUGAGGGCCACUGAUUACCCCCUGAUCGCCCGCAUCCUGCAGGGCCCCUGCGAGCAGGUCUCCAAGGUCUUCCUCAUGGAGAAGGACCAGGUGGAGGAAGUCACCUAUGAUGUGGCUCAGUACAUCAAAUUUGAGAUGCCUGUCCUCAGGAGCUUCAUUCAGAAGCUGGAGGAGGAGGAGGAUCGUGAAGUGAAGAAGCUGAUGCGCAAAUACUCCAUCCUCCGGCUGAUGAUCGAACAAAGGCUGGAAGAGAUCUCUGAAGGGCCAGCAAGGCUGUGAAGCAGUUUGCAGCACUGCGCCCUGCUUACAAUGCACGAGGUUUGCAUGAAGGACAUCCUGCACUGAACCCUAAAUGCUCAUUGCUCUGGGAGCGGACCCACCUGCCUGGACCGCUCCGUCUUCGAGCCAACCCAGCCUCCUGCAUCAGGCAGAGCAGUUCAGGCAGCUUCGAUGCAUCUAUUGCCAUGUCUGGAUAUCACCCAAAAAAUUCAAGCUCAUGGGGUGCCGGCACACUCAGGGUAGCCCCGUCCCAUGCAUGGGACUUGGCAGCUUCUUUGCAGCAUCCUCAGACAGCUCCUGCUCUGCAAAUGCUUUUUCUGCUCCUUUCUGUACACAGACAGCCAGGUGCAGGGCGCUGGCCAGCAGCAGCACAAUUGGCUUCGGCUGAAACCUCAAAUGCCUGUAAACCCCAGCUAAAAAAAAGAAGAGAUUCAGGAGAAGGGCAAAGCCACUGAAUAUGGGGACGAGAGGGGCUGCAAGUGUUCAAGAGCAAUAACUUCAGCUCCGUUUGGCGAUGCUCUCUUCCAUGGUUCGCGUGCGCAGUGCCUGGAGGAGGCCAAAUAGCACAAAUAAUGCCUCUCAGAUUUUUUUUUUUUUUAAAGCACAUUUCUAUUGCAAUAAUUCACAGGUGAUGGGACGGUUUUGUACAUCCCUAAAGGACCUCUGAGAAUUGCUUUCUUCUGCUUUUGCCAUUGAAAGCAAAACAGGAUUGAAUGUUGGACUUACAGUGAAAGAGUUAUUCUGCUGUGUUUCUCCCUUAAACCUGCAUCUCGUUGCCUAACCCCCCCCUCUUUCUAAUUUGCACUAAUUUUACUGUGGGAUUUAAAAAAAAAAAACAACACACCUGAUGUCAAACCUCUCUGGUAGAUAUAACAUGCCAAAUACCGCUCACAGGAGCCGCUCAUGGUAAUGAGCUGCUCCUGAGGGAUGCUGUAAGGAAACUGGAGCAGCACAGGAACAGAUCAUCUGUGAACUCUCCUCAUCUCAUUCUUUUGGGGGGAUUUUGCGUGUUUGUGCAUUGCUGGUGUUGAAAUUGAGUCUGGGGGAUGUUUCUCCUUGUGUGUGAGGAUGGCAGGAGGGGGGAGAGACAAAAAUAGGUUUGUUUUGCAAGGCAAAUGCCUCUCUCCUUCAACGCUAUACCAGCAAUAUCAAUUUUAUACCUCGAUGUGAACUAAAACUCUGAUUUUGUCCCUUAGUUUUUUUACGAUAUAUCUUUGUAACUUUUUUUAAUGGUACCUUUUACACCUUUAACACAUGUUACAAAAAGUAUUGUCCAGUGACAAAAGCGUUUCAUGUAUUUGGAGGACAACUGUGGCAUUGCUUCAUUUAUUAACAAGAAAAAAAGUUUGUAGCAACUUAAUACCAUGUGGAAGCACAUGAGUUAGAACCUGUUUUGUUCAAAAUAAAGCACUUUGUGGAUAGAAA